AAAGAAACGAAAAACUCUCUCUCUCUCUUUCUCUGUCAAUUUCGAAGCUCGUUUAACGGGGAGUAGCCGGUAAACCGGCGGGCAGAAGCCGGUUACUAAGAAGAGGGCGCCGUACGGGUGGUGGGCACAUGGGUCGGCCUUUGCCGUUGCCCCUGUUUCUCCAAGUCCUCGGCCAUGGCAGUUGGUAAUGCAUUUAUAGUGUGUGAGUGUGAGUGAAAGUGUUGCUCUCUCUUUUCUUCCUUCUUCCUCCUAUUUUAUUUUUCUCUCUCUCUCUCUCUCUCUCUCGUCAUCCGUCCGUCCCUUCUCUCCUUCCUUUGCUCCUCUUCCCUCCUCGAUUCCUGUGCUCUUCUUCUUCCAGCAGUUUCAAAUUCCUCUCCUUCCUUCUCCUCUCUCCUACUCCAUCGACGACGAUCCGGCCACUUUUCCGAGACGGAGGCGGUUGAUAAUUUUGUUGCAUUCUUUUUCUGCUUGGUACAGGCAUCCAUCCAAUUGCUUCUUCUGGGCUCUGUGCACCGAUUUACUCUACUCCACUCCACUCCCUCACUGCAGCUCGGAAUUUUUACAACUUGAGUUGAGCGCUGUUGAUCCAGAAACCCAAAUGAGUGUCUGAAAACCAUUUCGCCAAUUAGCAAUCACCCAUUAAAAAGCUCCCUCUGCUUCUUGUUGACACGAUGAAAAUUCCGUGCCUUUCGGGAUUGCUGGAUUAGGGUUCUUCUGGGGAUUAAGAGGCGGGCGUGAUUGUUGUGAGUUUCUUCUGCUAUUGGGGGGGAUUAGAGAGAGAGAAAAGAUACAAAAAAAGGUAUGCUGGAGGCCAGUGAGCUUUGCUCUGCUCGCAUGCUUUCACCUUUUAGGGACGAGAGUGGUGAUGAAGAGCUCUCCGUCCUGCCGAGGCACACCAAGGUCGUUGUCACUGGAAACAACAGAACCAAGUCUGUUCUUGUGGGCUUACAAGGCGUGGUCAAGAAAGCUGUUGGCCUUGGAGGCUGGCAUUGGCUGGUCUUGAAAAAUGGGGUUGAAGUGAAGCUGCAAAGGAAUGCACUUAGCGUACUGGAGCAUCCAACGGGGAACGAAGUGGGAGAUGAAGACGAUCUUGAUCUGUACAACAGCAGUGGCUCUGACAUUGGUGAAAAGGACCAUGAUUUCUAUAACGGCAGCCAGUUCCACAGAUUCAGCAAGCCUAGAGUUCGUCCGGCAGCAGCAAAGCACUCGUCCUGCUAUCCACCUGCAGCGGCUCCAGCAGCUAAGUCGACGAAUCACAUCAGUUUUAGGGAUGUUCAGUCAAUUAUCCGUUCAUCUCAGAGAAAGGUGAACUUGGUGAAACUAGGGAAGGACUCGUUAUGGAGAUACUGCAAGCAUUACAAGCUGGCUGGCAUCAACAUAGAUUCACCGAGGGAACAGAUGCUCACCGUUGUGCAACAGCAUUUCCUUUCAAUGGUCUGUAUCUGGCAUUUCUUCUUCUCUUCAAAAAACGGGGAGUCUUUGUUAACGCAGUGUAUUUUCCAGUUGCAGCAGCGACUGAACGAGAAGGACGUGAUCAUGGGAAUCGUCAUGCAUUCAGCCAAGAGACGGAAACAGUUUGCAAAACCACCAGCCGCGAAGUGAGACGAGACUGAAUCAGUGAUGGAAGGCUGCUACUACUCAUUGUAACUAUUAGGAGAGUGAUAAUAACCCUAACCAUCUUUAUUUAGAUCAGGUCUAAUUGCAUGUGCUGAUGAUACUUGGGAGAUGACCUUUCUUUGCUCCUCUCCCUGGAUUCCAGAACUGACCAAUUUGCCAAUUUGGUCCCACCUUUCAUGUCCAUGGUUGGCUAUGAGAACUCUAGGUAUUUAUCAUAGGCUUUCUGAAGAACAAGUACUGCAUCGUGAGAGCAGUUCGCUGUAGAUAUUUUGUUGAUAUGAUGAGAUCAGUAUUUCCCAGGUUGAUAUUUCUUUUCUGAAAUCGGCAUACGUUCUCAUGAUCAUAAUUGUCUUUGAUGAAUUUGUCCAUUUCAAUCGAGGAAAGCUUUCUUUCUCCC
Molecule: messenger RNA, 2014 nt
Organism: Linum tenue
Lineage: Eukaryota; Viridiplantae; Streptophyta; Magnoliopsida; Malpighiales; Linaceae
Source: the annotation of a GenBank genome assembly